Molecule: messenger RNA, 2385 nt
Organism: Vanessa atalanta (red admiral)
Lineage: Eukaryota; Metazoa; Arthropoda; Insecta; Lepidoptera; Nymphalidae
Exons: 15
Coding region: 3-2159 (718 amino acids)
Source: RefSeq, a predicted model, not a curated record
AUAUGUGUAUAGAAGAAACGCCAACAGAGUUGCCGACCAUGGCACCAGCAAAGAGUGAGGAAAGUGAAGUUAUUGAAAAUGAAGGGCAAAUGUCGUCAGAAAAUUCACCGCUACGACAACGUCGAGCGGGCAUAUUGAAGGGAGGACGACUGUGGAAAUCAUUAGAUACCGACAAAGACACCUGUGAACAGAAUGACGAUCAACGUUCAACAACUGCAAGUGAUGAAGACGGUUCAAUUACACCAAGAUUUGUUCGGUUUGUUGAGAAAUCAAAAGAAUGUGAAGAUGAAGUUAUCGAAAAGAAUGAGGUGGAACCUCUUCAUUUAUCUGACUCAGAACAAAGUUCUCAUAAAGAAUUAAGUUCCAACGUUGGACACAGAUUAGAGACGCCAUUGAUUUUGACGAUAAGCGCGCCCAAAGCGAAUUCAGCGGUGCAACAACUGUUCAACAGCAGCCGACCGCCGCCCCCGGCAAUUGAACCCCAGCUGGUCACUUCUGAAACACUCAGAGCAUGGGACGCGGGGGGGAGACCUAAAGCCGAAGAAGCUGCCGUAAGACGCGUCGCUGAAAGAAACGCUUUAAGAUGUUCACUUCUCCGAAGCGAAGCCAGAAAAAAGCAACAACCAAAGCAAGAAACUACAUCGCUGUCAGAGAGGAUUCGACUAUUAACAUGCGACGUAGAAGACGAUGAACAACACGAGGACCAGAGGUCGUCGCCAGCAGGCACAAGUAUCGACAAAUUCUCAAGCAGUAGCGAUAAAUCCAGUGAGAAAUCUUACAACAGCAUUGACAAAAAUAAUGAAAAGGCAUUCGGAAGUGCAUCGUCAAGUUCGUCCUCAUCUACACUGUCUGCGCCGGUACCGACUCGUCAACAGCCACCGGACUUAGGAGAUGUACAUCAAGAGCCACCAAAGCCAAGAUCGGAGCCACGACGACAAUUUCUAUCAACCCUCGCACCACUCACAGCGUGUGUCGGAAGCACGGCACAUCACGAAGGAUUUUAUUAUGUGCCACCCGGAGAUCGAACCUCCGCCUCUUCAACUACAAACCUCGAUUUCCAGGAGCACAAUGACGCACCGGCUCCCGACGUAGUAGCGGGAACGCCAGGUGCCGGCGAAAGCGACGACAGCUUAGCUGCAUUCGCGCGUGCGUCCGCGUCUCGAACUGAAAGACUUCGUCAGCGAUAUGGUCAGGAGUCGCAACCGGUUAGCAGUGAUGAUGAACAUGAUGAUUACGGUUUCCAUCGUCGACCAGCGGUGAGAGGUAUCGCUGUGAAGCAACAGCUCGGAGCUUCAGACGAAAUUCUACAGCAGAUGCAGAACGAACUGCAACCAACUCCGACGCCAAGUACAACAACGCCAGUUCCCAGUCACGCUUGCCAGCGCACCAGUUCAAACUAUUCCUGGCCAUACUAUUCAGAAGCGAAUCUUAAUUCUAGGCCACAGAGCAGAACAAGUGUUAACAGCAACUGGUCUAAAUCGGAGUACGUACCGCGCCAAUGCAGCAGCACACCGGUAUCCCAACACACUGAUUCUUGCUACGCGCAUGCUCAGAAUGUUGCAUCUUACCACUACCAGCGGCAGCACGAGAACGUGUAUAGAAACUGCUCGCUCUAUGCUAACAUUGGAUGUUCAGACAGCAGUCAAGAGUUAUACAGCUCGCAAACAAGUUCAGAACAGACAUCACCGGUACGCUCUGGUCGAUGUAGGAGACCGGAGUCUCCUCCUCCAAUACGUAGUCAUCACCAACUGCUCUAUGUGCCGUAUAGCAAUCACUACCACUAUCAACAGGAAUACGCGCAAACUUGGAAUGCUAAUGAUUACAACCGCGUGCACUCGUACUACCAGCCGCAAGCAAUGAGCGGCGCUAGCACGCCACAACCUGCCGCCGCGGCUGUACCGCAGCGUGCCCACUAUACCCAUGCCCUACAACUACAGACUUUGUGCCCAGCUCCGGCAAGGUACAGACCAGUGCCCGCACCUCAACCCGGUGGAGGAAAACAAAUGAUUUGCUACUCUGAAAAGGUAGCAGCACCGCUAUACCAGCCAGCUCCAGGAUCACCUUCACGCACUUCAAGAGGAGCACCUGAAGGAACGGCCACAGCUACUUCACCAAUGACUUCUUCUCAGAACCCCGUGUACUACGCGAUGAACGUCUGACAAGGCGACUAGGUAAAAAUUGUCGUGGGUCGCGAUGCUGUUCGUAUCAGCAUUCAGCCACCUGGACAUUCAACGGACAUCACUAAAUAAUUCAAUGUCGCUAUUUUGCUGGCGCUGUGUAUUUCAUAGCUUCUGCGAUUUAAGAGGUCGGGUUUGACAACGAUGUCACAUCACAACUGUGGAACGACAAAUAGAUUCAACAUGUAAUUACUUGGCGAUUGUAUUG